Hyaloscypha bicolor E is the source of this 822-nucleotide messenger RNA. RefSeq lists its product as uncharacterized. Lineage: Eukaryota; Fungi; Ascomycota; Leotiomycetes; Helotiales; Hyaloscyphaceae. The transcript has a single exon. The coding region runs from base 97 to 651 and encodes 184 amino acids. The record is from RefSeq and is a predicted model, not a curated record.
CGGAAAGGGACGAUUGAUUCCAGUAUCCCAGAUCGACAUCCCCUUUCCACUAUUCUGGGAUAGAAUGUGCCGGAAGAGUCUUUCUUACCUCACAUCAUGAAGACCAUUCCAUGGAAAGAAUUAUGUCCUAGUGAACUUUCGACUAGUCGACACGGAGAGAGCAUGUGUAUCGUUCCCGCUAACUCUUUUUUCGAGUACACUGGAAAGGACAAACAAUUCGAAUUAUUUGAGGGCUAUUAUCCGGAGUUGGCAAAGAAAGAUGCAGGGCUGAAGUACGAAUAUCAAAUACCACAGACGAGCAAAGACGCCAUGCGACUUGUGCUGAAGCUAUGCGAUCAAUCCCUCCUGGUUGACGCACUCUGCAUCCAUCAUCCAAGACCGCCACGAAGACAGGAAGGACCAUCUUCCAGCAUGGACCGUAUGUACGGUCCCUCCGUCCUCACCAAGGCAGCCCCUCACGGAGCUGGAGCUGGCGCCGGUCUUCCUCAUGUUCGAUCCCACUCUCGGGAACCUAUACCACGAGUUGAAAUGAUCCGAGGGAUUCGAUUAGCCAACAACAAGGCUUUCGCUUCAUCUUCUACAAAUCUUGAAAUAACGUCUCGACUAAUAAAUGCCAAUUAUGCAAAUAAUGGAUUGCUACAAUGUGCUUAAGAUAGUUAUUAUUUGUGUAAUUAGAUUUUUAUUUUUAUUCUACUCUACACGACCAAAUAACCUUUCACAAACGACGAGAAAAUUAGAUGUUCGAGCUUGAGCAUUGUUAUGCUGGAUUUGCUUGCUCACAUGUGUGGUUUGGAAGCCAGUCCACACCAAAAUCGAGAUUAA